Messenger RNA from Telopea speciosissima, 2291 nucleotides. RefSeq names its product carbon catabolite repressor protein 4 homolog 1-like. Gene Ontology annotation, biological process: nuclear-transcribed mRNA poly(A) tail shortening. The transcript is spliced from 13 exons. Gene Ontology annotation, molecular function: poly(A)-specific ribonuclease activity. The coding region runs from base 95 to 1810 and encodes 571 amino acids. NCBI's taxonomy places the organism in Eukaryota, Viridiplantae, Streptophyta, Magnoliopsida, Proteales, Proteaceae. The record is from RefSeq and is a predicted model, not a curated record. Gene Ontology annotation, cellular component: CCR4-NOT complex; nucleus; cytoplasm.
AUUGACUUUUCUGUCUGAAGGAUCCUGUAAUGGCUAUGGUUUUUCAAUCGUGCGAACGUGACUCAUUCGAAUUGGUUUCGAAAAAUCUGAAAGCAUGCAAUGUGAACUGAGAGUGACUCUUCUUUCUAAAACCCCCGUCGUGGGUUGCGAGAUCACCCCCGCUGCCACCUUAACAUGUCGUGGAUCAUUCGGUGUUCCUCUUCAUUCCGUUAAAUUCGAAUGGUAUCGGGAGCAGGAUCAGACUGUGACAUCUACUUGUUGUGUGCACAAUUCUGAGAUAGCUACUUUUCAGUGUAUGUGUUGUGUAAUGUUAAAGGUACCAGUGAAAGAGAGUUACUAUUGCUCUAAGAGGUGCUUCUCUGAUACAUGGGUGAAACACCAAGCACGUCAUAAACGGGCAGCUGAGACAUUAAGUAAGCUUACAGAUGGAUCUUGGUUACCUACUAGUUCUUGGUUUGCCUAUGAAAACAGAGACUUAGUCGAUUCAAUGGAAACCGUGGUGGAACGAGAGGGUAGAUCAUGGAUUAGGGUGGGUUCUUCAAAGACCUAUAUACCCUCAGCGGAUGAUUUUGGCUACAUUUUGAGAUUAGAAUCCACAGCCACAGACAGCACUGAGGGAAAUCCAUUGGCCCCAACAAAUAUCAUAUUGACUUGCCCUGUAAUUUCUGCAGCUGAGCCUCGUCCACGUUGUUUGAUCAAAUUCAUACCUCAGGAAGGACCUAGAAACUUCAAUUUGGAACGCCAAUCCUCCGCAGAUGGAACUUUUAAUGUACUAUCUUAUAAUGUACUAGCACAGUUGUAUGCUUACUACAUCCGUUACAGCGAAUCAUGGGCUAUUUUGUGGGAAUACCGUCGGCAUAAUCUGCUCCGUGAGAUCAUUGAAUAUCAAGCAGAUAUACUUUGCCUUCAGGAGGUACAAAGUGAUCAUUUCGAGAAUUUUUUUGAACCUGAGCUGGUAAAAUGUGGCUACUCAGUCCUUUAUAGGGAGAAAACAAAUAAGAUGUAUACAGGUUGUGGACUUGCAAUUGAUGGGUGUGCAACAUUUUUCCAUCGAGGUCGUUUCAAAGAAAUUAAGCGGUAUGAGCUUGAAUAUGCUAAAGUUGCAUCAUCAGUGGUUUCUACCCUUAAUAUAGAGAAGAAAAAUGAUGCUCAAAUACGCCUGGCUAAGGAUAAUGUUGCCCUUGUUGUAAUACUGGAAAAAAUCAACACCGAUUCUGACACUUCGCAUCCUAGAUUAUGUGUGGCAAAUACUCAUAUACAUGCCCAGGCAUUGCACUCAGAUGUCAAAUUAUGGCAGGUUGCAACCCUUAUCAAUGGGUUAGAGAAAAUUGGCAAAUCAGAUAUCCCUGUAAUCUUAUGUGGGGAUCUGAACUCUCUACCUGGAAGUGCUCCUUAUAAUCUUCUAGUUAUGGGCAAAGUUGAUUCUGAUCAUCAGGAUAUGGCAGAAGACCCUUAUGGCGUAUUUCAACAUCUUGUGUUUAAGCACUCAUUGCACUUGAUGAGUGCAUAUGCAAGUGCUAGUGGCAUGUUCUUAGAGCAGCAAUGGAGAAACAUAGACCCUAAAACCCAUGAGCCUACAUUCACUCAUUUCUCUCCGCAAUUCAGAGGAACCUUGGAUUACAUUUUCUACACAGCUGACAGUUUGAAGGUUGAAGGUCUUUUGGAGCUUCUUGAUUUGGAGUCUGUAACAAAAUAUACAGCACUUCCAUCACCAGAGUGGUCAUCAGACCAUAUUGCACUCAUGGCAAAAUUUAGUUUCAAGUCAUUCUGCAGGGAGAAAGAAGUUGAGCUUCCUGAGACCCUAUGGUGAGAGUGAAAAUUUGAGCUGGUGAUUGAUUAGUGUCGAUCUGAGUGUAAAGGGUGAGGUGCAGGUUUUGAGUGAAGAUCACUGAGUUUUCAAAUGAUUGAUUUCUUAGCAGGCAAGUUAUUUUCUUGCUGGCUGAGAUACAGGAUAUUCUUUGAAUUGGUUUAGACAACUGCCAUUGGAUGAUAUGAGUGACAACAGUAAUAAUGAUUACUUUUUCGUUUUUUUGGGUUCAAGUUAUGGCUAAAAUCGUAGAAACACUAGUUCUUCAAAUGAAAAGAGAAGACACAGACUUUAGAAGGGAUGGAUGGUGGUGAUGAUGUGUUUACAGAUUGGUGCAUGGCUUCUUCCUGACAAAAUUAGAAAUGGCACCGACCAUGAAUCUUUCUAGGCCAAACAUCAGGUCAACUUCAUACCCCCAUCUUAUAUUUCUUUUAAUGUACUGUAAGAUGUGUUUGAAUGUAAGGAAAUGGAAGUGGCCAGUGGA